Molecule: messenger RNA, 2674 nt
Organism: Pocillopora damicornis (cauliflower coral)
Lineage: Eukaryota; Metazoa; Cnidaria; Anthozoa; Scleractinia; Pocilloporidae
Product: geranylgeranyl transferase type-2 subunit alpha
Biological process (GO): protein geranylgeranylation
Cellular component (GO): Rab-protein geranylgeranyltransferase complex; cytoplasm
Molecular function (GO): Rab geranylgeranyltransferase activity; protein binding; zinc ion binding
Source: RefSeq, a predicted model, not a curated record
CUAACGCGGUUUGGAACAAUAUGGCGGCCAGAUGAUUGGUUGGAGCAUAGACGAACAUAACAUUUUUAAAUUACAAGCGAAGACAUGCAUGGAAGAAUCAAAGUACGUACAACAGCUGAACAAGCUGAAGCGAAGAGAAAAGAAAGGGAAAAGAAACUGAAAAUUUACACAGAAACAACAAGCCGCAUCUAUGAAAAGAGAAAGAAUGGAGAAAUGGACAAGGAAUCUCUCUCUUUGUCUGAACAGGUCCUUGCAGCUAAUCCAGACUUUUCAACUCUGUGGAACUUCAGGAGAGAGAUUUUCCUCCAUAAGAGAGAUGAGAAUCCACCAGAUGUAAUACAAGACCUUUGCACGAAGGAGUUGUAUUUCCUCAAGAACUGUCUCCAGGUGAACCCAAAAUCAUAUGGUGUUUGGUACCACAGACAAUGGAUCAUGGAAUUCAUGCCUCAGUCUAACUGGAAGGAAGAAUUGCAACUUUGUAAUAAGUUUCUAUCAUAUGAUGAGAGAAAUUUUCACUGUUGGGAUUACAGAAGAUACACAGUACAGAAAGCAAAUGUAUCACCGCAUGAUGAAUUCAACUUUAGCACAGAGAAGAUCAAAGAGAAUUUCUCCAAUUAUUCCUCAUGGCAUUACCGUAGCAAACUUCUUCCAUUGAUUCAUCCUGAUCAGAGUGGAGACAGAGAGAGAGUGGAAGAGGGAGCACUCAUGAAAGAAUUUGAUCUAGCUCAAAAUGCUUAUUUCACUGACCCCUAUGAUCAGAGUGCUUGGUUCUAUCACAGAUGGCUUUUGGGGAGAGCCAGACCACAGAUGGAUAUUUUGUGUUUGUAUGUUAGGUGUGAUGAUACACAUGCAACAGUCAUUGUGAAGUUUACACAGCCAAUCCAGGUUCCUAAAGAAGAUCCACAUGUUUCUAUUUGCGGAGAUGAGGUCCAAGGUCAAUGGAACAACUGUUACUACAACAAUCACCCUUCUACAGUCUGGAUUUAUAGCUGUGGGGAUGGUCACUCAAAUUUUCCAAAUGGAACAACAAUUGAGGUGAAAUUCAUGGGAGGUAAACUAGAGAGGUCUGUGGCAGUACCAGAAGGUGAUUCUGAGGUUUGGUCAUCUGCAACUGAGUCGCAUCUCUUUAGAGCGGAGCUCACAGCUGUCCACAGUUCAGUCCUUCAACAGGAGCUAGAAUCCUGUCGACUCUUGUUGGAAGAGGAACCGAAUAACAAGUGGACGAUGUUAACAAUGGUUUUGUUAAUGCGUGCAUUGGACCCGCUUUCACACGAAAAGGAAACAGAGUUGUAUUUAGAAAAACUUUCUCAGGUGGAUUGCUACAGGCAGGGGUAUUACAAAGAUCUUAAAAGGAAAUUCAAAUUAGAAAACGCCAUUGAGAGACACCGCUCAAAUAAGGAAGAGACAAGGAGGGAAAUUGACCUUUCCAACAUGGACUUGACGUCUUUGUCCCAUAUGGAUCAGCUAGUGCUUAUGAAAAACGUCAACUUGUGUCACAACCAGCUUACCUCCCUCGACGAGUGUAACAUGUUACAAUGCGUGCGCACCAUGGACGUCAGUAAUAAUAACCUGCGGUUCAUCACUAGACGGCAUGCGUUGAAACUUUUUCUUCUAGAGGAGCUGUCUCUUUCAAAUAACAAUAUUACAAAUUUAGAUUGUCUAAGAAGUCUCGAGCACUGCACAUCGCUACGGAAGCUCGAUUUACGAGGAAAUCCAUGUUGUCUGUUGCCAGGUUAUGGAGAUACGGUUAAAUCACUUCUAACGAAUCUUCAAGAACUGGAUGGUGAACAGAUAAAACGAACGCCUUUCAUAGCAUUAUAGUAAUUUUUAUAGAAUUUCUGUUUUCUUUUUGUUUUUUGUGGCUUUGUUAAAUCUGUCGAUUACCCGUAAUUCUCGCAGAUGGGCUCCUGGCGCUUCGAAUCAGAAGAUUUUAUAAUGACAGUAUUGCGCAUGUAAUGAAAGAUUUACAUCAACUACCGAGCAAAUAAAUCAAAGCGUAUAAUGCGUGAGUCAAAGAUUUUGAAAAGCAAUUUAAUUGAAAUACGAAGAAGAAAGCGUUUCGACUUUUCGAUUAUGUUUUUAGCAUCAUCAUCGAGAAAAUUGGAGUUUGAGUCAGGCGAAAAUUAUGAAAUAGUUCGGGCUUAAUGUUAGCUAAUGCAAAUGUUGUCUAUAAAAAACUUGCGGCCAUUGUCAUCGUGCUGAGUGAUUUCAAUCAGCUCUACACACUGAUAUUCUAGUUAGGUCUAUAUUUCUCACUUUUCGUUUCUUAAAAGAACUUUUCUGAAUGAUGACAUUAGUGAAAACAACAAAGCUAUUUUUAUUUAGAUUGUGAGUUUAGUUUAAAACAAUGAUUGCGAUUUCCAAGUAAUGACAAGAGAGAUUAAUAGCUCAUUAUUUUCUCUUGGUAAUGAUUCAAAGUUGCGAAACUGAAAAAGUGGCUCAAAGAUCGGAAGCCGAACUUAAUUGUUAUAAUUCUUUUAAUUUUACAUGCGAUCAGACUUGGCUGGUCGAUUUCCAUAAGAAGAGAAAUAGAACCGCGUUUGUACUAAGUGCAAAUACAUUUUAGGGUAAAACAGCUUACAAAGAAAGUGUGGCGGCCAUAAUUAUUUGAAGAUUGGGACUUCAUGAUCACUUUCGUUUAAUUAAAAGGCAGUUUUAUAUAUUGCUUAUUUUA